Molecule: messenger RNA, 1994 nt
Organism: Anolis sagrei ordinatus
Lineage: Eukaryota; Metazoa; Chordata; Lepidosauria; Squamata; Anolidae
Product: interferon regulatory factor 4-like
Biological process (GO): immune system process; regulation of transcription by RNA polymerase II
Cellular component (GO): nucleus
Molecular function (GO): RNA polymerase II cis-regulatory region sequence-specific DNA binding; protein binding; DNA-binding transcription factor activity, RNA polymerase II-specific
Source: RefSeq, a predicted model, not a curated record
GGAAGGAUGGAAAGCAAAACCGCCCCGGGGAGUUUCGGUUUCUGCUCCUGCCCGCCGCGUGUCCCGACGAGCCAGGCGAGGAAGGAGGAGAAGCAGACCUUUCUCGGCUUCUCUUGUCCCGGCCAUGUCGACCCCUCCACUGCGGUUGAAGGAGUGGCUGGUGGAGCAAGUGGAGAGCGGGCGCUUCCCGGGACUCUGCUGGGAGGACCGCGGCCGGAGGGUCUUCCGCAUCCCCUGGAAGCACGCCGCCAAGCAGGACUAUUGCCAGAGGGAGGACGCAGCUCUCUUCAAGGCCUGGGCCAUCUACAAGGGCAAGUACCACGAAGGGCAGGACAAGGCCGACCCCUCUGUGUGGAAGACCCGGCUCCGGUGCGCCUUGAACAAGAGCACCGACUUCAAGGAGAUCCCGGAACUGAGCCACUUGGACAGUUCGGAACCCUACAAAGUGUAUCAGGUGGUGACCAGCCCUGCUCCUCCUGAAUUCCACCAAGAAACAGAUAAAGAAAAUAGCAAAGAGUCCCUCCAGGAGCCAAACAUACCCACGACGUCUGCACAACAAGAACGGAGACCCAAUGGCAGAUCAAGCAAGGCCAGCACGGCAUCCUCAGAGUCAGGCGAGGAAAGCAAGGACAAGCCCAUGCAAACCGGCCAGGACCCUUCAGGGCUGGACCAGGCUUCCCCAGAAGCAGCCCAUGCCGAGCAACAGGGCGUUCAAGUGAAAGGCUUUUUCUAUGGCUAUACUCCAGCUCAGCUUCGGUGCCACACGGUGCCGCACGUCAUCAGCCCCAGCUCCCAGUGCGCAGACAUAGAGAGCAUCAACUCAGACUUCUGGCUGCACAUUCGCCUCUACUACUGCAACGUCCUGGUGAAGGAGGUGACCACCAGCACGGCCGAGGGAUGCCGCUUGACCUUCCUCCCGGUGCCUGUCGACAACCCCUGCCUCUAUGGCCCCAGCGGCAUGGAGCAGAUCCAGCUGCCCUCCCCAUCUGUCCUGGCCGGAAACAGCCGGCUGUCGCGUGGGGCGGGAGUGCUGAGCCGGCUGCUACCCCACCUGCACCGGGGAGUGCUCAUGUGGGUGGCCCCCGAGGGGGUCUUCCUCAAGCGACAGUGCCAGGGGCGCGUUUACUGGAAGGGGCCCUUGGCACCCCAUGCGGACCGGCCCAACAAGCUGGAGCGCGAGAAGACCUACAAGCUGAUGGACGCCGAGCAGUUCCGACAACAGUUGGAGACGUACAAGAGCCACGGAGAGCCACCUCCUCAGUACCAGAUCAGCUUAUGCUUCGGGGAGGAAUAUCCUGCUGCCCCCAACCAGAAAUUCCAGGGCUUCAUCAUGGCACACGUCGAGCCGGUCUUUGCCCGGGAUUUCUUCCUUCGUGUCCAGCAGUCGGUUUCCAGUUCACUCCAGAACUCUCUCUGCGGCAAUGCGGAUGCUUCCAGGAACGUGAGCCAGAUCCUGAAGCAGAUGUGCUCCCCUUGAUGGGCCUGGAAGUCCGGCUCGUUUGGAAAUUGGGGAAUGCCAACACUGUCCUUCAUCCAGGACAAAAUCCUGAUUGCAUUGAGCACCGAGCAAUGUGGAAGGAGGGCAUUUACCCUGAUCCAAGGCAAUGCACUCGUUGCAACUUAGACUCCUGUCCAGCAUUGGCUUUGAUGGCAGGGAAUGGAAGAAUGGCUUGCUCUGAAAGUGUCCAGGAGUUGACGGAUUUGAACUGAGGGUUUUUUAAAAAAAAAAAUCUAUUUUAAUGUUUGCUCAUUUGUAUAUUUUAAAUUGUAUGCUAUUGCUUUUAUGUCAGGUUGCUUUGAGUUCCCUUCAAAGAGAUAAAGCAAGAUAGAAAUAAAUAUAAUAGUAAUAACAACAACAACAACUGCAAAAGGCCACCUGACUUGGAUCUGCUCGCAUCAUUCGAAAAUGCAUCACACAGUCCUAGACGCUUGGGAAGUGUUCAACUUGUGAUUUUGUGAUACGAAAUCCAGCAUAUAUAUCUCGUUUGCUGUGA